AACGAUAGUGAUUGUCAUGUUAGCCGUGUGUGUUUGAAUGAAAAUAUUUUGAGUCACCCAGUGCGUGGAGUAGGCCGCAGAGCUCCCUUCCAGUUGAGUUCGCCUUCCCCUUUUCGAGCGCCUUUGAAAGGUCCACGGAACAUUGUCAUAGUCGACACGUAUCGAAGAGCAAGUCGAUGAAAGACUGACAUGUACCCGAGAACAAUAAUUGUUGCCGUUGUGACGUCCAGCCACAGUGAUCGGUACCUCUAGUACAUUUACCUGGAGUUCAGGGUCUCCCCUUCGAAAAGUGAGCUGGGUGACCCGAGGAGGUGUUUGGUGCGGGUGCCUGGAACACCCUGGGAUGGAUAUUGUCGAGCCGGAGUUCACCAAGACACUACCUUCGGACCUGUGACAGCACAAGUUAAAAGUCCUUCAGCUCCAUCUCUCCAUCUCUGCACACCUGCAUCUCUCCAUCUCAACCACCAGCGUACUAAUGAUUACGUCCUCAAUGAGUUCCGAUGACGUCAGAGGGGCGGAGGGAUCUCCGCAGCUAUUUCUCGCUCGCCCGGUCCGGUGCACGCAUUGCUCCACAAUCGCUGCUCUCACAAGAUGAAGCCAGAUCGGCGUCAGCGGAAGUGGAAGCCACAACCACCACUAGAUUCUCAGCACCACCACCAUCAUCAUCUGAAGCUGGCCAGCAGAGCGGUAGAGGUGUGCCCAAGGAAAACACUAUUACUGAUGGACCUGAGGACCGGGACAAUGCGCACCGUGGAGCGCCACAGUCCAAGCUGCCUAGGGAGCGCCGCACCAGCCGAAGAGAGCGCUGGACGCAUGCAAUCAUGACAGUGAUUGGUCACAGUCGAGGCAACCCGGUGUUGCUGGAAGAUGGUCAAGACAGCCCUGGUUGUCAAUCGCCGCUCAUCCAAGCGGCACAGUCGAACGACGUGCAGAUGUUUCAGCGCUCGCUGAGCACUACUCGUGUGAGCGCGGUGACGCAGAAUGCCGCACGGGUGCUGGAGUUGGCGGCAGUCCACGGAUACGUCAGCAUGGUCAAGGAGCUGCUGACCUACUUGCAGGCACACCUCCCCGAGCAGCACCUGAACGAGUUCCUGACCAAGGUGCGAGGACGAGGAGGCUUGCAUCCCGUGCACGUUGCCGCUCAGAGAAACCGCACGCAGGUGCUGGACCAGUUGCUGAGCACCACACCAGCCCUAGGAAUGCUGCAGUCCGAGCAAGGUCUCUCAGUAGCUCACUACGCCGCUGCUUCAAACUCGGCCGAUGCACUCGAGUGCAUUAUCAAUCAUGCCAUCAAGGCGGGUAACCUGUCCGACGUCCUGGACCAGACAGCACACACCGGUGCUACACCUCUGCAUGUUGCCGCAUUGGCACACAGCCAGCAGUGUUUCAAGGUGCUGAUCGAGAAUGCAGCGGAUAUAUCUCGUGUUGACGAGAGCGGUGAAACAUCGCUGUUCUCACUGCUGUCUGGAGAUCAAGUCGACCUGCUGCAGUUUGUCAUGGAGUCGUGUUCCGACAGCGUACCCACACCGGGGGCUGAUCAUACUCGAUGUGCUGCACACGUUGCCAUGGAGUCGGAUCGGGGCUUCUCGACGGUUGUCAUGACGACAAACUGCCAUGGCGACACUGUUCUGCAUUGUGCUAUCUCCAAAGGAUCGGUGCGCUGUGCAAAGCUGCUCUUUGAGAAUUGUCCCCAGCUUCUCCUGAGCGGCAACAGGGAGCUGCCCAUCAACACCUGCAUCCGCACACGGUCUGAACCGCUGCUGCGGCAUCUGCUACCGCUGACACUUGACCAGCUACAGGAGGUUGAGCAGAAAGAGCACAGUAUGCCUAGAGAUCAUUUGGUAUGUGGCGGUGGAGAUGGUGCUGGUCCUCGUGUGAGUGAUGCUGGUGGUCCGUGUGGGAGCGUGGCUGGAGUUCUCCUGGAUAGUCGACAACGCUCCUUGCUGCACGGUGCGGCGAUGUCCGCCAGCCUGCCUAUCCUGGCGGCUUUGCUCGAGCACUGCCGAGAGAAUGCAGCACAUCGUCAGCUGAUUGGCUGCGGCCUGCCCAUGGAUGAUCACGGUCACACGGCACUGUUCUAUCUCGCCUGGAUUGGCUCAUUGCAGGCCAUCAAGUUGCUACUGGAGCAUUGUCAUGGUAACGACUGUCUGUUCGACAUCCAGACAGCUCUGCUCAACGUCAGCUCUGACGGCAGAACGGCCUACUUCCUUGCUGCACGGAACGGUCAUUGGCGAUUUUUGCAGUGUAUUUUGGAGAUUGGCAACAGUGCGCUGUCAAGCUGUCUGUCAAGAUGUGUGUGUGUGAAUACGGCUGACAAACAUGGAGUAACCCCACUGCAUGCGGCAGCCAUGCACAAACGUGGCAAGUGUGUCAAGAUCCUGCUUCGCAAUGGUGCCGAGAUCACCAG
Molecule: messenger RNA, 2407 nt
Organism: Sycon ciliatum
Lineage: Eukaryota; Metazoa; Porifera; Calcarea; Leucosolenida; Sycettidae
Product: transient receptor potential cation channel subfamily A member 1-like
Molecular function (GO): protein binding
Source: RefSeq, a predicted model, not a curated record